Messenger RNA from Talaromyces amestolkiae, 1722 nucleotides. RefSeq lists its product as uncharacterized. NCBI's taxonomy places the organism in Eukaryota, Fungi, Ascomycota, Eurotiomycetes, Eurotiales, Trichocomaceae. Gene Ontology annotation, biological process: transmembrane transport. The transcript is spliced from 2 exons. Gene Ontology annotation, molecular function: transmembrane transporter activity. The coding region runs from base 1 to 1722 and encodes 573 amino acids. The record is from RefSeq and is a predicted model, not a curated record.
AUGGCUGAAAAGUCAUAUCGCCAAUUGUCGACUCCGGACGGCACUACCCCAAUCAACGAAAAGCCCAUCCAAGAAACCAACGCUGCUCCGAAAAAUGCUCCUGAUGACCAUGAGUAUCCCGGGACGUUGUCUCUUGUGGCUAUUAUGACAGCGUUGUACCUUGCCAUUUUUCUCGUUGCUCUAGAUCGAACUAUUAUCGCUACAGCAAUUCCACGUAUCACCGACGACUUUCAUGCGCUGAACGAUAUAGCCUGGUACGGUAGCGCCUACCUCCUCACCAGCUGUUCAUUCCAGCUGCUCUACGGCCGCAUCUAUACAUUCUACAGCCCGAAGUGGGUAUUCCUUGCAGCCAUCAUCCUAUUCGAAGUCGGGUCUGCUAUUUGCGGUGCGGCGCAGACAUCUACAGCUUUCAUCGUCGGCAGAGCUAUUGCCGGCUUGGGCUCCUGCGGUAUCUUCUCCGGAUGUAUUGUGAUCAUCACCGAUGCUGUACCGUUGCAAAAGCGUCCGAUGUAUACCGGAUUAAUGGGUAGUCUGUUUGGUAUUGCCUCUGUCGUGGCACCAUUAAUGGGAGGCGCUUUUACGGAUAAUGUAACGUGGAGAUGGUGCUUCUAUAUCAACUUGCCCAUUGGUGGUAUCACGAUCUUGGUGAUCCUGUUCAUUUUGAAGGCCUCGCCACCACCAAAUCCUAGCCCAGCAAACAGCUGGAAGGAGCGACUCCAUCAACUCGAUCCAUUCGGCACAGCGACUUUUCUUCCAGGUAUGAUUUGUCUGCUCCUAGCGCUGACGUGGGGAGGCGAGACUUACCCUUGGAACAAUGGACGUAUUAUCGCCUUGUUUAUCCUCUCUGGUGUACUCCUGAUCGCCUUCGUGUUGAUACAAGCAUGGAAAGGAGAGACCGCCUCGGUUCCCCCUCGAAUCGCAAAGAAGAGAACCAUGAUGGCAGGCUUCUUUUUCACCUUCUGCCUGGGUGGCAGUAUGAUGGUUGUUGUAUAUUACCUUCCUGUCUGGUUCCAGGCUAUCAAAGGGGCGAGCGCAGUGAAAUCGGGUAUUAUGAACAUUCCGUUGGUCUUAUCUCUCGUUCUCGGAUCGAUUAUUGCUGGAGCUUCCGUUACAAACCUUGGCUAUUUCACUCCGUUUAUGAUUGCUGGCAGUGUUGUAAUGUCUAUCGGUGCCGGGUUACUCACCACAUUCACUACGACGACCGGACACAGCAAGUGGAUUGGGUAUCAAGUCAUUCUAGGGCUUGGUAUCGGUAUGGGCAUGCAACAGAGCAGCGUUGCUGCGCAGACUAUCCUAGAGCGAAAGGACGUCCCGACAGGUGCAUCGAUAAUGAUGCUGGCACAGUCUCUGGGAGGAUCAAUCUUCCUCGCAGUCGCGCAAACAAUUUUCACAAACGGCCUUUCUGACAAUUUACGAACCGAGGUCCAGGGUCCGGACGCCCCAGACAUCAUAAAUUCAAUAAUCGCAGCUGGCGCAACUGGAUUCCGCAGUCUGCCAGAGCUCACUUCUGAGAACCUCGCGGCCAUUUUGAGUGCUUAUAAUAAGGCUCUCACGAACACUUUCUACGUCUGCGUGGGACUUGCAAGUGCUUCCAUUAUCGGAGCUCUUGCGACGGAAUGGGUCAGUGUUAAGAAACAAAAGCACGACAAACAAGCUAAUUUGAAGCAAGUGGAGGGAAGUUGUGAGCUGGAUACUUUGGAGAAGCAAAAGGAAUCAGUUUGA